This is a messenger RNA of Paramecium tetraurelia, 819 nucleotides long. RefSeq lists its product as uncharacterized. Lineage: Eukaryota; Ciliophora; Oligohymenophorea; Peniculida; Parameciidae. The transcript has 3 exons. Gene Ontology annotation, biological process: maturation of LSU-rRNA; maturation of 5.8S rRNA. The record is from RefSeq and is a predicted model, not a curated record. Gene Ontology annotation, cellular component: nucleolus; preribosome, large subunit precursor.
AUGCCACAACACGAUUACAUUGAACUUCAUCAGAAAAGGUUUGGAAAAAGACUUGAUACAGAAGAAAGAGCAAGAAAAAAGGCAGCUAGACAACCUCAUGAAUUAGCAGAGAAAGCAUAGAAUCUUAAGGGUCUCAAAGCCAAAAUGUUUAACAAGGAGAGAUUUAAGGAGAAGGCACUCAUGAAGAAAUAAAUGUUAGCACACGAAGAGAAAGAUAUUGAAGUCAAUGUCGAAGAUGUAAAAGAUGGAGCUGUCCCCACAUAUUUAUUGGAUAGAGAGCAAUAGCAACAAUCAAAGGUGUUGACAAACAUGCUUAAACAAAAAAGAUAAGAGAAAGCAGGCAAGUGGGAUGUUCCUAUUGCAAAGGUUAAAUAGAUGUCUGAGGGAGAAAUGUUUUAGGUUAUCGAAAGUGGAAAGAGAAAAUAGAAGUCUUGGAAGAGGAGAAUAAACAAGGUAUGUUUUGUUCCAGAGACCUUUACUCGUAAACCACCAAAAUUUGAAAGGUAUAUUAGACCAACAGGACUUCGUUUUAAGAAGGCUAAUGUGACUCAUCCUGAACUCAAAACUACUUUUAGCUUGCCUUUAUUGGGAGUUAAGAAAAAUCCAUAAUCUGCCUUAUAUACUACACUUGGUGUCAUCACUAAAGGAACAGUUCUUGAAGUCAAUGUGAGUGAAUUAGGUCUAGUAACUCAAACUGGUAAAGUUAUUUGGAGCAAGUAUGCUCAAGUAACAAACAAUCCUGAAUUGGAUGGAUGUAUUAAUGCUACGUUGCUUGUUUGAUUUUUAAAAGUUCAUAUAAUUAUCUAUUAUAAUAAAUAG